AUGCCUUCGCCACUUGGCCAUCUUCUACGCACUGUCUGGAAGUUCCACAGUAAUGAAGACUACAAGCUCGAUGCCGAUUUGACUCUCCGUGUUCUGCACUCUAAUAGCCUACACGAAUGGGCAGCCACACUCCCGCAGAAUACGUCGUCCAUGGACAAACCAUUGGAAAGCAUCCGAACUCUGACAGCCGUCUAUGAGGAAGUGACUCAAGCCGCUGAGUGUGUGGCCCAAGAUAUGGCCGAUGCAACGGAAGCUAUUGUGCAUCCGCAUGUGGUGACCAAACCCAUUGUCAUGUCCACGACCGAGCACACACGUAUGCUAUGCGCCCUUCUCCUGAACAAGAUCUACUACUGGAUCCGAAAAAAGUUCCCACAUUUUGGUUGGACAGACGACCCCGAAUUUGUAGCCAGCUUCAUGAGAAACAUUGAGCCAUGGCAAGUUGAACAGGCCGCUAGCAUCGACGAGUACUUGCCCGCAAGUCAUGCAGUCGGCUCUCGGUCACUCACGUUCUACACAGCCAUUAACGCUCCGUUGGACAAGUUGGAUUGUUUCCAUAAUUCGAAUACCCUGUGGCCCUGGAGUGCGGUGACGAACAACGAAUUGCCCUCAUUAGACGUCUUGUCGUACACUCCACAGCUUCUCAGUCCUGGUUGGACACUGUACGCAUCGACUGACGGAGACUCCAUACCGAAUCGGCGUCGCUACAGGGAUCUGUCCUGGUAUUUGGGCCUGAUGCUCUGGGACGAGAGUCGGUUGGCGUCAUGGAACAUUAUUGAUGUGGACGACUUCAAAGCAGUUGUUGAAUUGGGCGACGGCCUGGCGUCUGCCAAUCUUGCCGACUUGAACCGCCUGAUGCCGGUAUACAGUAGCCCGCAACCCCCAGAGCACCUUGCUGGGUAUAACAAGAGGAGAGAGACUUGCCAGAUCAUCAGGUGGACCCGUAGCAGUGUGCAAAGCUCGUUGGAGGAAUUCUUGCAGGAAGAAACGGCGCCGGCACGCAUCUUGGAUGGUCGUCAGCCUGUGCCUGUCAAGUACAUCAAAGCUGGACUUCAGUGCUACGAGUGCGGCCUGGAGGGCCAUAAUCACAUUCGAUGUGAGGAGGAGACAUGGUCUGAGGCAGAGGAGGAGACAGGAUCUAAGGCAGAGGAAUAG
Molecule: messenger RNA, 1152 nt
Organism: Pyrenophora tritici-repentis Pt-1C-BFP
Lineage: Eukaryota; Fungi; Ascomycota; Dothideomycetes; Pleosporales; Pleosporaceae
Source: RefSeq, a predicted model, not a curated record